Vidua chalybeata is the source of this 1009-nucleotide messenger RNA. RefSeq names its product transmembrane protein 215 (gene TMEM215). The transcript has a single exon. Lineage: Eukaryota; Metazoa; Chordata; Aves; Passeriformes; Viduidae. The record is from RefSeq and is a predicted model, not a curated record. Bases 152 to 874 code for a protein of 240 amino acids.
GGCUCCACCGAGGGGAAGCCGAGCGGCGCCGGCUGUCGAGGUGCUCCGUGCCUCGCUGCCUGGGAAACUUCGGAAUCUUGCCGGGGAGCGUCUGUCCCCUGCCCCGAGGGGCGCUCCGUUGGAGGGAAGUGUCCCCGUGCGCACCAGCUGGAUGGCGCGGACCCUGAGACCCGAUGACAUCAACCCCCGGACGGGGCUUGUGGUGGCUCUGGUCAGCGUCUUUCUGGUGUUCGGCUUCAUGUUCACCGUGUCUGGCAUCAAGGGAGAGACCCUGGGAGACAUCCCGCUGCUGGCUAUCGGGCCGGCCAUCUGCCUGCCGGGCAUUGCCGCCAUUGCCCUCACCAGAAAGACCGACGGCUGCACCAAAUGUCCCGAGAACAUGCGGCCGUGGUGUAAGGAAGUCAAGGACCGGGAUGUCAUAGAGCUGCUAAGGACCCCCUCGGACCUGGAGUCUGGCAAGGGAAGUUGUGACGAGCUGACCAGGAAAGCUUACCGCAAGGACAGGAGAGGGCUGAGGGGAGAGGACACCGUGUUCAUUUGCAGCACCAGCACCACCGCCGCUGCCACCGCAGAGUGCAAGAGCCUCACCAAAAAGGUGGAGCAGGAGGAGAUGCUGAAAUACCUGGAAAGCUGUUACCCAGAGAUACCAGAGAAUGUGUUCGUGGGAGAUGGCUCCACAUACAGUGCCUUGGAGAAGAAGAGCUCUUCUCCCAGCAGGGACAGCACUCCUUGCCCUGACAUUGAGGACAACAUUUUUGUGGUUCCUAAAGACAGUAUCAUUGUCUGCUCUUACAAGGAUAACAGCCCUUAUGACAGGUACUGUUGUUACAUAAACCCCACUGGAGUCAAUUCAGACCAGGAAACCACUGUCUGAAAGAUGCAUACUUUAUAUAUAUGUAUGUAUACAAAAACUGCAACUUCAACUUCUUGAUAGGGGAUAAUAUAGCUGACUGCAUGGGACAAUCCUGAUACUAUUUCAAUUUAAAGUGGUAUGUGACUGAUACUCAAA